AUAUGCCGCAAUACAAACUGCAUUAUUUUAAUUUGCACGGAAUGGGCGAGCUGCCCCGGAUGAUUUUCCAUUACGCCGGAGUGCCGUUCGAAGAUGUCCGUUUCGAGCCCAGCGAAUGGCCACAGCUGAAAGCGAAUAUGCCGUUCGGCCAGGUACCCGUUUUGGAGUUGGACGGUAAACUUCUGUCCCAAUCUUACGCAAUCGCGCGAUACAUUGCCCGGCAACACGGUUUGGCCGGCCAGGGUGACUGGGAACAAGCUCAAGUCGACAUGUACGCCGACUGCAUCAAAGAUUUCAUGAUUAACGGUCGACCGGUGCACGACGAACAAGAUCCCGAGAAGCAGAAGGUCCUGAUGACUAAAUUCGCUUCGGAAAAGUUGAUUCCGCACAUGGCCGUCCUGGAAGCUCAGCUGGCCAAGAACGGUGGAGUGCUGGUCGGCAAGGGCGUCACCUGGGCUGACAUAGCCUGCUACGCCUUCUUCAAUCACGCUACUGUCAAGCAUCCAGACAUAUUGAAAGAUAGUCCCAACAUGGCGGCUCUAGUCAGCCAAAUCGGUAGUAACGACAACAUUAAAAAGUAUCUCGAAACCCGUCCGGCUUAUCAUUGAAUUCUGAAAUCAUUCAAAAACGAAUUAGAUGGUUUUUGGGUCGCCAUCUUGGUGUUGCACACAACAGCACUCUCAUCUAGCGAAAAAUAAUUAGAGAUUAAAGAAUUGUAUCACUGUACUUUGAAUGUAAAUUACUGCACGCGUUUUGACCAACAUCGUGAAAGAAUGAAAUACACGCGACCAUCGCAAUUAAAAAUA
Molecule: messenger RNA, 806 nt
Organism: Daphnia pulex (common water flea)
Lineage: Eukaryota; Metazoa; Arthropoda; Branchiopoda; Diplostraca; Daphniidae
Product: glutathione S-transferase 1-like
Exons: 3
Coding region: 3-608 (201 amino acids)
Biological process (GO): glutathione metabolic process
Molecular function (GO): glutathione transferase activity
Source: RefSeq, a predicted model, not a curated record